GAAUGUUAAUAAAAAAAAAAAACUGAAAAACAAUCACUACUGAAAAAUUUAUUUAAAAAAAAAAAAAAGGUGAUAGUUUUGAACUUUUUGAUUUAAAAUAGUUGAGGAUCUGAUGAUGCUCGGCUGCCUCUUCAUUCUGAAAUUUGGUUCAUUCCAGUCAGAAUAUACGUUUUAAUAAUGUCAAAGAAAACACCCUUUUACUUGUCUUCUUUACUGAGGAGCUAUGUUUCAAUGUGUCAGAUUCCUCAAGUUAGGCAAACCCAUGCUCAAAUCAUCGUCCACGGUUUCCUUUUCAAUCUCACUCUCCAAACUGACCUCUUAUUGGCCUAUUCGAAGUGUGGUUCUCUCCCUCAUGCUCGCCAAAUGUUUGAUAAAAUGCCUGAGAGAAGCAUGCAUUCCUGGAACAUUUUGAUCUUCUCGUACGUCCAGCAUUCAAUGUUUUCUGUUGCUUUGGAUGUUUUUGCGAAUUUUAGGCAAAUGGGUCUUCGACCCGAUCAUUAUACAUUACCUCCUCUGUAUAAGGCGUGCGCAGGGAUUGGAGAUGAAUUUCUGGGUAGGUUGCUUUAUGGGUGGGUGAUUAAGCUCGGGCUUGAUGGAUACGUAGUUGUGAGCAGUUCGUUCUUGGAUUUCUGUAUAAAAUGUGGAUGUAUAACAGAUGCCAAACGGGUAUUUUCUUAUAUGUCUUGCAAAGAUUCUGUUGCGUGGAGUUUGAUGAUUUCUGGGUUUGGAAGAGCUGGUUUGUAUAGGGAUUCUCUGAAUUGUUUUAGAGAAAUGCUUGUAGCUGGAGUUAAGAUAGAUGCAAUGACAAUUCCUAGUGUUUUAAAUGCUUGUGGUGGAGAUGGAGACUUGAUUAAAGGGAAAGAAAUUCAUGGCCGAGCAAUUAAGAAUCGUUUGUAUGAUACAGAUGUUGCGAUUGGGAAUUCAUUGAUUGAUAUGUAUUCGAAAUGUGGGUGUUUAGAUGAUGCAGAAAAAGUUUUCAGGAGCAUGAACAAUAUCAACUUAGUAACCUGGACUACAAUGAUAUCUUGUUAUGGAGUUCAUGGAAAAGGAGAGGACUCUUUACUCCUGUUUAAGAAAAUGAUAGGUUGUGGAUUCACACCAAAUCCCAUAACACUAACGGCAGUGUUAGCUAGUUGCAGCCACUCAGGUAUGAUAGAUGAAGGGAGGGGAAUUUUUAAUUCUAUAAGAUUAGUUUACGGGCUUGAACCAAGUGUAGAACAUUAUGCAUGCCUGGUGGACCUUUUGGGUCGUUUUGGGUACCUUGAUGAAGCACUUGGAUUAGUAAAGAAUAUGCAAACAAUGGCGCCUGCGAGUGUUUGGGGUGCCCUACUUGCUGGUUGUAUGAUGCACAAAAAUGUUGAGAUUGGAGAAAUUGCAGCAAAUCGACUUUUUGAAUUGGAACCUAGAAACUCUAGCAACUACAUAGCCUUGUGUAGUAUUUAUGAUUCUCUCAGUUUGUGGGAUGGUGUUGCUGCAGUUAGAGCAAAAAUGAAGGAAUUGGGCUUGGUCAAAACUCCUGGUUGUAGCUGGAUAACCAUUUAUGGAACAGUUCAUAAGUUUUACCAAGGAGACCAUUCUCAUCCUUCAACUUUGCUGAUAUAUGAAACAUUACACAGAAUGGUUAAAGUAGCGUCAUUAGCUAGUGAUUUUUGAAAGGGAUAUUACCUGUGUAUGCCCUUAUUUUGGAAUCUAUGACAGGUUCUUCAAAGAAUGAUUAAGAGUCUUUGUUCUUGUAAAAUGCACGUGGAGGUAUGAUGAGUAGACCCAGAGGAUUCCCCUACUUCAAUUGCCCGAGGAUAAUGGCCAUGUGGAGAUUUAACUUGUGAUCCUUCCAUUACCUUUUCAGUUUUCUUGAUUUCUUCUUCUAUAUGGAUAUCUUCUUCAAUGGUUAGUAUCUUCAUUUUUUCACCAUGCGGACCAGCAACACAGAGCAACUGAGAGGAAAGCAAGGAAGAAUAAACCACCAAGUGAAACAAAGACAACAAUUAUAACAGUUGAAUGGUGUCCUGGCGCUGGUGGUGGAGGUGGGACAACGUGAGGCGGUGGAGGAGGAUAGAGAGGACGAGGUGGUGGGAUUAAAGGAUGAGGAGGUGGUGAUGGUGGAGGAGGAGGACGAGGACGAGGUGGUGGUUUGACCGAUGGUGAUGGUGGUGUGAUUGGUGGACGAGGUGGUGGUUUGAUAGAUGGUGAUGGUGGUGUUUUGGGGGGACGGGGUGGUGGUGUGAUUGGUGGACGAGGUGGUGGUUUGAUUGAUGGUGAUGGUGGUGUGAUUGGCGGACGAGGUGGUGGUUUGACUGAUGGUGAUGGUGGUGUGAUUGGUGGACGAGGUGGUGGUUUGACCGAUGGUGAUGGUGGUGUUUUUGGGGGGCGAGGUGGUGGUUUCACAGUUGGUGAAGGCGGUGUGAUUGGAGGACGAGGUGGUGGAUUGAAAGAGUGAGGUGGCGGUGUAGCCGGAGUUGGGAAUGGUGAAGGUCGAGGUUUAAUGGGAGUGUGGGGCGGAGCAACAUUUGGAGGGAAUGGAAAGUUAUGAGGUGGUGAUGGAGGAUAGUUGGUUGGUGGUGGCAGAGGAAAAACAGGGAACUUGAGGUCAUCGUUACCGGUAGAAGCCAUAUUGAUGUGAAAAGCUUACAGGAGUUUUGUUGCAGGAAUGUUGUUAUGAGACUCGCUUGUGUUUGAUGAUGGAGAAUAUGGCAAGUACUUAUACCUAUCUGUUUGAUAGUCUUGAGUAAAAGGGGUUUGAAUUGAGUACUUCUAAGCUUUAAUGACUUGACUCUCAUGCCAAGGCUUUGCAGGGUUGUCUUUGGUUGCAUUGAAAAACACUUCUUAAGUUUUUGUUUCUAUUUUAUUGCAUGGUUUUUCUUUUAGAGAAGAUGAGAGUCCUAUUGACCAAAUAUAUGUGAAUUCUAGUAUUCAUCAUGAGUUUAACUUUUGAAAGCAAAUAUUUUAA
This is a messenger RNA of Humulus lupulus (European hop), 2947 nucleotides long. RefSeq names its product pentatricopeptide repeat-containing protein At5g04780, mitochondrial-like. Gene Ontology annotation, molecular function: RNA binding; protein binding. The transcript has 3 exons. Bases 178 to 1653 code for a protein of 491 amino acids. The record is from RefSeq and is a predicted model, not a curated record. Lineage: Eukaryota; Viridiplantae; Streptophyta; Magnoliopsida; Rosales; Cannabaceae. Gene Ontology annotation, biological process: RNA modification.